AUGAAAUCCUGUCACCAACUAAGUCAAGCGGCUUUAGACUACAGAUUCAACCCGCGGGUUCCGCUGAAAUUGUAUUUGAAAACCUGUGUCAGUUUGCUCGAGGAAGCGCAGCAAUCUUUCCAACUGGGCAACGUAGAACGCUCCUACAUCAUGUAUCUGAGGUACCUGGAUCUAUGCAUGAAGAAACUACCCGCGCACCCACAAUUAUUUGAGGAAGAAGCCAAUGUAGACCGCGGACUUGCUAAAAAGGAAUACAUGCAAUUGUUGAAGCUGGAGGUGCCUGCCAUACUAAAGAUCUCGGAGGAUCUCCGCAUUCAUUUGGACAGGACGUUCGCGCAACAUACCACAACGUUAGCGGCAAACGUGCCGAAGCCGCGGGCGCUGAAAAAAGACAAAGUCGAAAGGACAGAACUUCCGUCCAACUUCGAUGAGGCACGGUUUAAACAGUCCCUUUCAACGCUACAAAGGCACGACGAAUCCGCCGCACCCUUGAGGCAACGAGAAUCACAUAUAGUUUACCCUGAACUGCCACAACUGAAUCAGCCUUUUUACGCAUCUUUUUGA
Messenger RNA from Lachancea nothofagi CBS 11611, 564 nucleotides. Lineage: Eukaryota; Fungi; Ascomycota; Saccharomycetes; Saccharomycetales; Saccharomycetaceae. The record is from the annotation of a GenBank genome assembly.